AUGGAUAAAAAACCCUGCAAUUCUCAGGAUGCUGAAGUGAGAAAAGGGCCAUGGACCUUAGAAGAAGACUUGAUUCUUAUCAACUAUAUUGCUAAUCAUGGUGAAGGAGUUUGGAACUCUCUAGCAAAAUCUGCUGGACUGAAACGUACUGGAAAAAGUUGCCGCCUCCGAUGGCUGAACUACCUGAGGCCUGAUGUCCGCAGAGGUAAUAUCACAGAUGAAGAACAACAGUUGAUCAUGGAACUGCAUGCUAAGUGGGGGAACAGGUGGUCCAAAAUCGCAAAGCAUCUGCCAGGAAGAACCGAUAACGAGAUUAAGAAUUUCUGGAGGACCAGAAUCCAAAAGCACAUAAAGAAUGCAGAAACAUUCACUGCGCAGAGUUCUGAUCAGACACAUGAUCAAGCAACUACAAGCCAAGUCAUGGGUGCUGCACAUGUUGCUGAUUCUUAUUCUCCACCAUCCUACCCUGCCAAUCUCGAGGCUUUUCCGGGUCCUUCAUCGGCUGAAUCCAAUGAUAAUUUCUGGACCAUGGAAGACAUCUGGUCUAUGCAGCUACUUAAUGGAGAUUAA
Vitis vinifera (wine grape) is the source of this 570-nucleotide messenger RNA. RefSeq names its product R2R3 Myb24 transcription factor (gene MYB24). Gene Ontology annotation, molecular function: DNA-binding transcription factor activity; sequence-specific DNA binding. Gene Ontology annotation, cellular component: nucleus. NCBI's taxonomy places the organism in Eukaryota, Viridiplantae, Streptophyta, Magnoliopsida, Vitales, Vitaceae. Gene Ontology annotation, biological process: regulation of DNA-templated transcription. The record is from RefSeq and is marked provisional.